AGAGGCACACAUUCAUAUGGAGAUGUAGGACUAUAAAUAGGAGGCAUGAAGCCAGUAGAGAUCACAUUGUGGACAGCACACACAUCCAGCCAUGGCACCUACAAUCUCUACAAACUCUCAGCAGCAUGUGACACUCACACACAAGCUCAGAAAGCCUCUAGUGGAGAAGUUACGCCGAGAGCGAAUCAACAGCAGCAUCGAGCAGCUCAAGUCUCUUUUGCCUCCAGAGUUCCUCACUCAGCAGCAGCCGGACUCCAAGCUGGAGAAAGCAGAUGUUCUGGAGAUGACUGUUUGCUUCCUGAAGCGACUCAAGUCUUUGGACGGCUUGGCUGUCCAUCAGGGUUACUCCAGUUGCGGCCUUGAGGUGGAGGAUCAGGCUUCCUGUGAGGAGAAGCUGAGAGAGGAGGACUUCUCUCCUUUGAACUCUCCAGUCCGCAGCAGCGAAAGCAAGCAGGAGAGCUCAGCCCACAGCGCCCCCUGGAGGCCAUGGUAGAUGCGGACAGACUGACAUGAACAUGUGCACAGAUUUCUUCACUUCUUCUGUUUGGACAGAAGUUAUAUGUACAUCUUUUUUUUUAAUUUCUUAUUGGAAAUUAUGAUGAAAACGCAUUUAAUCAUGCUUGAUGCAUGAAUCACAUUUGAUUGCAUUUGUAAUGCAAUAUCUAAUAUUAUUGAUCAUAUUGAUCACAUUGAUUAAUUUGCUGGUUGACUUCCUAUGGAAACAACAGCAAUAAUAUGAUCUUGUCAUGCAUGUUGUAUGAACUGUCAGAUUGUUUUCGCGAUCAUUAUUCACUUCUAACACUUUUUCAUAUAUUUUUAUAUGAAAAUGAUGGCCAAUAAUGUUACUUCAUAUUGAUCCAAAUUGUUUUUAGGUUGAUAUUUUCUCAAAGAAAGAGCAGCAAUAAUGUUUUUGGUGCUCAGAAAGAUAAUGUAUGUUGUCAUGCAUGUUGCAUGAGUGACAUUUGAUUGCAUCAGUAAUGAUGAUAUGUAUCUUGUGGUUGUCAUGUCAAAGUUAAAAGUCGCUGAUUGAUUACGAGCACCUUCAGAUCAGGUGGAAGAACAAUUGCAUGAAUAUGACGCAAUGACAACUUUUAUAGUUAUAUGAUAAUAUGUUGUGUUGCCAUGUGAUUGUUUGUGUGAAAUCUUAGAUGUUCUAUCCAUGGACGUUUGAUGACAUUCACUAAUGUGAAGACUGAAAAAUGAUCUGUUUUAAGAUCACUGCCGUCGCUCAGUGAUGAUGUCACUGAGUGUGUCAUUAAUGUGAUCUGUUUUAAAGGUCCAUAAUUCCUGCUUCCUGUUAUGAGGAAUGCUCGGAAGAGUGAGCGCUCCCUUCCUGUCCCUCUUCAGUCUUAUCUAAAGACCGAUGUAUGGUAUUAAUGUAUACAUUUUUGUGUAUGUGAAUGUAUCCUCCACUUGCUGUGAGUGCAGCGUGUCUUGUACGCGUCUACAAGUUGUUGUUGUGAUGCAUCAUCACGUCAUAUUUCCUGCGUCAAUAAACACAUGACGUCACUUGCAAACUUUGUGUGCUCAAUAUAUAAACGUUGGUAUCAAUAUUGAUCAAUACCAAUGUAAAAAUAUCGAUACUUUGACUUCAGUUGGUUUCCUGCCCAACUGCAGAGGUUUCA
This is a messenger RNA of Doryrhamphus excisus (bluestripe pipefish), 1625 nucleotides long. RefSeq names its product transcription factor HES-5-like. Gene Ontology annotation, molecular function: protein dimerization activity. NCBI's taxonomy places the organism in Eukaryota, Metazoa, Chordata, Actinopteri, Syngnathiformes, Syngnathidae. The record is from RefSeq and is a predicted model, not a curated record.